Molecule: messenger RNA, 3030 nt
Organism: Eublepharis macularius
Lineage: Eukaryota; Metazoa; Chordata; Lepidosauria; Squamata; Eublepharidae
Gene: IL17REL
Product: interleukin 17 receptor E like
Exons: 18
Coding region: 97-1644 (515 amino acids)
Molecular function (GO): interleukin-17 receptor activity
Source: RefSeq, a predicted model, not a curated record
UCUGCAGGGGGGGAAAAAAACCAAAGGGUUGUUUAUUUUGAAAUUGGGAAUAAAAGAACUUUUCCUUAAAAGAAAAAGUGUGCUUAAAAAAAUAAGAUGAUAGUUAAGCUUCAGAUAUUUUUAAUGAUUUGGGGAAUACAUGGUUAUCAGCUCAUUCCCAGGAUUGAAGAAUGUGGACUCGCGUGUUCGCAGGGAUUUCAUUGCAAAACACAGACUUCCACUGGUAUUUUUAACAGUUUCUGCCACCUGCCUCCCGCCUCUCUUUCUCCGGUCGUGCUGAGAAACAUGAAGCUUUGGACUGCAAUGAAAUGCACAGAAGAAGGCCAAUGCUCCCUUCACUUAAGCAUUAAAGGGACACUGCACCUUCAUGAAAAUGUGCGUGGAAUGGAAAUUUGCUCUCUCUCAAUGAACACUCAGAAAUCUCAGUGCGUGAAUGUGAAGGUUUCUAGAAACACGCAUGUAAAACUGACUGGAAAGAAGGUGAAAAUACAGUUUAAUUGCUUUGAAGUCAGUGCAGGGCAGCAGGUCUACGUGACCAUGAGAACAAUCCCAAAUUACUGUGGAGUCCAACUGAAUCAAGAGUAUUACGUUGAAGAUUGCAGAAACAGUGAUGUGGGAACAAAUAUUCCAAACUGCUUUGCUGGAAAAUUGACUUACGAAGUGGAUAGAGCAAGACAAACCAUAUUGCUGAAUAUAUCCGAUGUGGCCCAAAGCACUGGUUAUUAUGUCCGUUUAUGCCACCAGUGGUUUGUGUGUGAGGAUGUGGGAUCGGUUGCCUUGAUUCAAACGAAUGACUUGGUGAAAUCAAUUUCUUUGCCGUUUACCCAGAUGUUGCCUUGCCUGUGCAUUGAGGCCUGGCCGGCGAUUCCAGAUGCACGGCGAAUGCAGAUGUGUCCUUUUAAAAAUAAUAUCGAGGCCCUAUGGGAUAACUUUAUUUAUAAUCCUAUCACCCAAACGCUGACUUGGGAAGCUGCCUGUCCCAUUCAUGUCAGUGUCAGUCUUUGUGAGCUGAUGAAGACAAAUGAUCAAUGUAUUGAUCUGCCAAACUCUUCAAAAACAGCUUCUGAGAAAGUAAAAUAUUCCCGUGUGGAUGCACAUGAGAAACUUUGCAUGAAGUUUACAAUGAAGGAUGGCUCUUGGGUUAGAUGUCCGUUCGCUCAUGGAUAUUCCCAAGCUUGGACAAUGAAAGUCUCUAGGAUGGAAGAACAGAUACAAGCUUCCUUCACAUCAAAUACUGAGGCACAGUUUUCAGUUCUUGUUUGUAACGGGACUGAGUCGUCUUCAUGUGACUCUGCUGGAAUACACCAGUCAAUCUCAGUGGGCAGUUUGACUACCACAUCUGUCAACAUUUCAGGGAAAACAUGUGGUCUGAAUAUCUGCAUUCAGGGAUGGAGGACAGAUGUGGAUUAUUCUAUUCCUACAUACAUCUGUGAUUUGCCCUGCGCUGUUUCAUCUCAGAGUCAUCAACAUCACGGAAGUUCCUUCAAUAUCCUCUCGGUAAUAGCAAUGCUUGCUGUCCUUGUCUCUAUGGCGGCUCUCCUUGGAUACCAGCUUUUGUCAGUUCUUCACAGAAAGCGACUGGAAAGAAAAGGUGCAGAACAUAUCAAAAGACAGAGAAUGAAGAGUAUCCGUUCUUCACACUGAUGUAGAGAAGUCAUGAAUGUAGCAGAACAUUUCAGCUUCCUUGGCAACCUUCCAAGAAACAGGAUUGCUUCUCUACUGCUAACUGUUACUUAAGUGACUGAUCGUUCCAUGCCAGUAAUCCUCACUGAGUGACUUCAUUAAGACAAUUAACAGGCAUAUAGUUUGAAGAAUAAAUGUCUUACAGUGUCCUGCUAUCAUGGUAGCCAAUUUCAUAGACUCAGAGUUGGAAGGCGUCUUAUAGGCCAUCUAACCCUACUUCCUGCCCAUUUCAGGAAAUCUACCGGACUGUUUUUGCCAUUAGGAAGUUUCUCCUAAUGUUUACCUGAAAUCUACCAUCCUGUAAUUUGAUUUGCUUCCAAUCCAACUAAGGGGACCUUGACGCACCACAACAGUGCCAUGGUGGGAGUUGUUUUUUGUUGGGUUAAUCCCAUGGUGCUGUUGACACAUUUAAAAGUUCUCAUAGGUGGGGCCAGUAGCCUAGAAUGAACAUCCUCCCCUCAGGUGAGACUUGCCAAUUCUGGAGACCCACUGUCCCUGCCAACCUGGUUCUGGUAUGCAUUUCAAUAUUAUGCAGUGCUGUGGGAUGAACACAUUUCUGAGACAUGUAAGGAAUCUGACAGCACAGAUUUGUUUGCUACAGCAAGUCCUUCUAUUUGAAGACCAUGCCAUUCAUGAUAUACCUUUAUACAAAACAAAUACAUCUUUCUAGGGGGAUUGAACUUUUGUAUAGAUUUUUUUGCAACGGAGAUUUGUUUGUUGUAUUUUGUCCUGAGUUUUUAUUGCUGAAGACGUCUUGCCGGGGGGGGGGGGAGGGCAGGGGGAUGAAACCUAAUCCUUAGAUAAUUGUCCGAUUUGUUACACAGAUGGACUUGUGUAGCCAGAAAUGGAAUGCAUUCUAUCUACGGCUGGAGUCCUAAGCAUGAUUAUUAGGAAAUGAGCAAUUGAGCUCUGUGGAGCUUUCUUCUGAGUAAGCAUGUUCACAAAGGGCUUUAAUUCGAAUCCACAGAGACAGCCGGAGUCUUUUAUGGCUCAUUUCAUUUCCUAGUAUCUUAAAAGGUUAUCUGGAAUCUACGUCGUCAUCCACUUGGAAACAGUGCAAUGGAUCACUACUGCAGCUGUGAACCGCCCUCCCUGGUCUUCCAAAGGUCCCCUUGCUGACUUCAACCUGCAAAAUUAGACUCCUUCUGUUGGUGGGAGUGGGAAAAAAGUGGGCAAAAGGACCAGGGGGCCAAUGGGGGGGGGACUCAGGAAAUGUUGCAUUUUUCAACAUCUCGGAGCAUUGAAAAGUGUAGGUGCAACCAUUUUUGGACAAGAGUUGGCUUAUCUAUUGUAUGAUAUUUGUGCUUAUCUAUGUAUGGUAUUUCAUGACAACUGAAAUAAAGUUUA